CAUAGAGAAGGAUUUAUGGUUUAGAAACUCUUGAGUGAAGGCCAACAGGUUAUCAAGGAAGUGGCACCUGAAAGAUCCAAGGAACUGAGUGUAGAUAGAGCAACUUUCCUGCAACGUGUUCGAAGCUCUCACAGUAGCUGCUCCUCCCCUCCCCCAAGGAGGCACCAAGGCCCACAGAAGAACUAGUGGACAGUAAGUGGGUAUACGGUGGGCAGGAACCAGGACAAUUGUGACAAUACCCAGCUGCAGGAGGCACUCAUCAGCAAGUUCACUUCUUGCUCAUCCAAAGACAGUUCUGUUGGAAAAAGAAACCAGUGUCCCUGUGAUCCUGGUAGGACUUAUCUGUGACUCUGCCCGCUCAUCUGGCAGCUAUCGCCCUGAGCUGCUAGGAGCCUGGAGAAGAUGAAGGCUUUCGUGGUUCUGUCCCUCAUUGGGUACCUGGUGGUUCCAAGUGGCGCUGCUGUCUUGGGGCGCUGUGUGGUGGCUAAGAAGCUCCAUGAAGGAGGCCUGAGUAAUUUUGAGGGCUACAGCCUUGAAAACUGGGUGUGCCUGGCUUACUUUGAGAGCAAGUUCAACCCCAUGGCUGUCUAUGAGAACACGCGUGAUGGCUACACCGGCUUCGGCCUCUUUCAGAUCCGCAACAAUGUCUGGUGCGACAGAGGCAAGAACCGCUGCCACGUGUCCUGCUCCGCUUUACUGAAUCCAAAUUUACAGAAGACAAUUGAAUGUGCCAAGAAAAUUGUAAAGGAAAAAGAAGGGAUGAGAGCAUGGCCCUCCUGGUCCCUGAACUGUCAGAACUCGGACACUCUGGCACGGUGGUUGGACGGAUGCAAGCUGUAGCCACCGAGGCGGCCCUCGCAAUCCUCACCAUGUGCAUCUUCUGCAUGAAGAUGCUUUUCUGUUUGCUACCUUCCCUCGACCUUGUUGCAUAACUCACCGCUUGACAGCUCCAGAUGGAGAAGGACAAAAGUUCGCUCUAUCCACGGAUGCAGGAUGCAGAAUAAACCAGCUAAUUAUUCAGCCCA
This is a messenger RNA of Equus caballus (horse), 1025 nucleotides long. It is a transcript of the gene LYZL4, whose product is annotated as lysozyme like 4. Gene Ontology annotation, biological process: fusion of sperm to egg plasma membrane involved in single fertilization. The record is from RefSeq and is a predicted model, not a curated record. Lineage: Eukaryota; Metazoa; Chordata; Mammalia; Perissodactyla; Equidae. Gene Ontology annotation, molecular function: lysozyme activity. Gene Ontology annotation, cellular component: acrosomal vesicle; sperm flagellum.